AUGGUGCUCGCUUCAUUGAGCAAUUGGCGGGCGCAAUGGUUUCCCCCAAAGCCGAGAUUUACAGAGCAGGAUGUACCAGCUCAGAACGGACGAGUCUUCAUUGUCACGGGCGGGAAUGCCGGCAUCGGAUACGAGCUGGUCAAAAUGCUUUAUGGAACAGGUGCAACAAUCUAUAUGACCUCGCGAUCAAUUGAUCGCGCCGAGAGUGCCAUCAAAACCAUCACAUCGCUCAAUCCUCCACCAUCGAAUCCCGGAACGAUCAAGCCGCUGUGCUUAGAUCUAAAUGAUCUCGAGAGCGUCACGAACGCUGCCGAAACGUUUGCUCAGCAGGAAAGUCAACUUGAUGUGCUCUGGAACAAUGCAGGUACUGGAGGUACCGCAGUCGAGAUUGGGGCGAAAACGAAACAAGGUCUCGAGCCAAUGGUGGGCAUGCAUUGCGUCGCAGCCUUGCUCUUCACUCAACUGCUCAUCCCUCAUUUACGCGCUGCUGCUGCGUCUUCGGUAAGAAAGUCGUCUCGGGUCGUUUGGACGUCUGGCUUUCUUGCGGAAGCAGUGACACCAACAAAUGGCAUCGACUUCGAUUUUCUCAAGGAAGGUAGUUCUGACCGAGUGCAGAACUACGGUGUUUCAAAAAUGGGGAACUGGAUGCUGAGUCGCGAAAUGACAAACCGCUAUGCUGAAGAUGGUAUCAUUAGCAUCACUCAGAAUCCAGGAAAUCUCAAGGCCGGGGCAUACGCUGGUACACCAGCUGUUGCCAUGUUCUUGAUGAAAGCUUUCCUCCAUGAUCCGAAGUUUGGAGCUUACACUGAGCUGUACUCUGGCCUAUCACCCGAUAUCACCAGCGAGAAUAAUGGGUGUUACGUCAUUCCUUGGGGACGAAUACGUCCAGAUGAUGAUUGCCCACGCAGAGACAUCAUAAGAGCCAUGACUCCUCAGUCCGCAGGUGGACUUGGAUAUACCGGGAAGUUCUGGGAUUGGUGUGAGAGGCAGUGGCAACCUUUUAUUGGUGACGUUUUCCCAGGCUGA
Molecule: messenger RNA, 1026 nt
Organism: Fusarium venenatum
Lineage: Eukaryota; Fungi; Ascomycota; Sordariomycetes; Hypocreales; Nectriaceae
Source: RefSeq, a predicted model, not a curated record